GUUUUCUUUAUAUCAUUCAAGCAUUUCUUUUGCUCACGAAUAUUAUAUCUGACUCUAGUGCAGAAUAGUGAAUUAGGGAAAAGAUUUAGAUUUAGACACAUGCGGACUUCGAUAUGAGCGACUAUAAGAAGAAAGUUUUUUUUUUGGUAUAUUUAACCUUAUUUUCUUUCUUUUUACUUUUUCCCCACGUUUAAUGGACGAUAAUCCGAUUACGAAUAGUGACGCAAAAAGGCCACUGAAGGAACGUUUACUGAAUUCACAAAUUGUAGCAUGUAUUGCUGGUUCAGUCAUUCUAUUUUGCAGCUUUGGAAUAAGACAAACAUUUGGUGUGUUCUUGAUCCCGGUAACAAAAAGUACAGGGUGGGAUCGGUCUACAGUUUCAAUUGCUGCCGGUUUAUUUCAAUUAUUCUGGGGUCUAUCUCAACCAUUUGUUGUAUACUUUGCUGAAAGAAAAUGGGGAUUUGGUAAAUGUAUCUUCUUUGCCAGUGCAUGUUAUGCUGCAGGACUGUUUAUAUUAUACGCCUCCAACAAGUCGUCAGGAUUAUUCAUUUUUGCCUACGCAGUUAUUGUUGGAAUUUCAGCUGCUGGUAACUCGUUUCCAGUCAUUUUGGCCACCAUCGGAAGAAGAUUUCCUCAACAAUCAAAACAACAAGCGAUAGCCUUUGGUUUGGUUUCUAGUUCGGGAAGCUUCGGACAAGUAGUUUUUUUACCUAUUGCAAGAGUUAUGGUAGUAGCUAUUGAUUGGCAAUUGUCCUUUGUCGUACUCGGUAGUAUCAUGGUUGUAGUACUUCCUUUGUGUUUCUUUUUGCAAUCAGUUCCUGCAAAACCUCCUUUACCAGCAGCUAUUGUUGAGAAAGAGGAGCUUCUUGAGGACAAGAAAGUAGUUAUACAAGUAGAAGAAAACAAUAAAAUCAAACCCGAAGAGCCAAUUACGGAAGAUACCUUUUCAGCACCAGACAUUAAAACUGCACUGAAGGAAGCAUUCGCUUCACCCAUUUUUAUUAUGAUCUGUUUAGGUUUCAGCGUCUGUGGAUUUCAUGUAUCAUUUUUGGCAACACAUUUACCUGCUUAUCUGCAAGAUCAAGGCAUCGAUCCUUCAUUGGCGGCUUGGACUAUGUCAAUUUUGGGCGCUGGAUCAGUGAUAGGAUCUAUAGCCACAGGGUUUAUAACAAACUACCUCAGUCCUCGACUUUGUUUGACACUACUCUACCUGAUACGUGCUAUUCUUUUUAUCAUUUUUAUCUUUAUUCCAAUCUCAAUGACAACUGUCAUGAUAUUCUCUUGUCUAUUUGGUUUCUUUUGGUUAUCAACAGUGCCUCUCACUACCAAAUUUAUUGGUGAUGUCUUUGGACAUCGCUAUUUGGGAACAUUAACAUCGAUUGCUUUCAUAGGGCAUCAGAUUGGUGCAUUCCUUGGUGCAUAUGUAGGCGGCCUCAUAUUUGAUAAAACACAUAGUUAUAUGUCCCUAUGGUACGCCUCUUUAGCGCUGGCCGUAUUUGCGGUCGUAGCCAAUUUCUUUGCCGGCGAAGAUCCAAUCAACUUUAGACGAAGAGGAUUAUAAGCUAACUCUUUCAUAAUGACUAAUACAUAAAGUUUUAUUUUCUGUAAUUUAUAAAAACCUUGUGGUCACAAUAAUCUGCCAUAUGUUAUGACUCAAUCUGGCGUAAUUAUACCGUUUGUAUUGAGUUGUUCUGUUUUAAGUCACAAAAGUAUUGUUUGUGUGACUAUUGCCUACUAUUUAACUUAGAAGGAUUUUUAACGCUAUUUUGUUUUUCUUCUCUUUAUCAACAUUU
Molecule: messenger RNA, 1793 nt
Organism: Mucor mucedo
Lineage: Eukaryota; Fungi; Mucoromycota; Mucoromycetes; Mucorales; Mucoraceae
Product: major facilitator superfamily domain-containing protein
Exons: 5
Coding region: 194-1561 (455 amino acids)
Biological process (GO): transmembrane transport
Molecular function (GO): transmembrane transporter activity
Source: RefSeq, a predicted model, not a curated record